AUGGAGCCCCCCAAGAUACCUACAGGGGGGACCUCUUUGAACGCCACCACCCCUUCUUCAUCCGCAAAGCAUGGAGACACCACCACCCCCGUCGUCGUCGUCGUCGUUACAAACGCAACGGCCUCGCGGGCACCAACGCUGGCUCCGGACUUGACUGCCACCAACGCCACCUCUUCGCAGGGGUUGGCUCCGAAAGACCCCACCUCCGCCAGCCGACCGUCCACGUUGACCCUUUCUCCCCCCUCGCCGUCCUCCGCAAAGCCGGUCGGGUCCACAGCAAAAAGUCCGGGGGCUCCGUUCAUUCUUACGAAAACUUCCACUGCGCCUGGAGUUGUCAGCGAUCCUACAACCUUAGCAGCUGCUACCACUGGAAAAAGCGGAACCACAAGCAAAGAUAAAGCAUCGGCGUUGCCCACCUCGCCAAACACGCUGCUGGCGAGCACCGUGCCCAAAACUGCAGGGGCUCCCAGGAGCUCCACUCUUCCGUUCUCAACUAGCCAGUCUUUAACUUACCCAGAACGGAAGGCGACGCCUUUGACUUUGUCCAUGGGAACCACCAUUCCUCAGCAGCCCGACGUCCCGUCUCCGACCAGCAGGGGGAACCUGACUUCGGUGGGAGGCCAGGCUAAGAACAGCUUGGAGGGAAGCCCACUGAAAGAGGCUCUUGUGGAGGUGAUUUGCAAAGCCUUGAAGGCCAACUACGACCAGAAUCAGGAUGACUGUACAAUAUGGCUAGCUUCAGACCGAGAGGACCUCAAGAGGGUGGCUGUGGUCAAAGCAUCUGUGGAAACCCACUCUGUGGAUGAGAAAUUAUCCGAAGCUCUGGCUACAAAGAGGGCAGAACUGGAGAAGCUCGGCGUUAACAACAUCACCUAUGGGGGCCAGGUCCUGGACGCCGAGUUCAAGGAUCAUCUGAGCCUUCCUCUGAUUAUCACCAUCAUCUGCAUGGCGGCUUCUCUACUCCUGGUAGCUGCCAUCUACGGCUGCUGUCACCAACGUAUUUCUCACAGAAAGGACCAGCAGCGCCUGACGGAGGAGCUGCACACCAUUGAGAACGGCUACCACGACAACCCCACCUUGGAAGUGAUGGAGACCUUCUCCGACAUGCAGGAAAAGAAGGUGAACUUGAACGGGGAGCUGGGAGACAGCUGGAUUGUGCCCAUGGACAGCCUGACCAAGGAGGAUCUGGACGAGGAAGAAGACACCCAUUUAUAA
Protobothrops mucrosquamatus (brown spotted pit viper) is the source of this 1215-nucleotide messenger RNA. It is a transcript of the gene PODXL, whose product is annotated as podocalyxin like. NCBI's taxonomy places the organism in Eukaryota, Metazoa, Chordata, Lepidosauria, Squamata, Viperidae. Gene Ontology annotation, biological process: negative regulation of cell-cell adhesion; cell migration; regulation of microvillus assembly. Gene Ontology annotation, cellular component: apical plasma membrane; microvillus membrane. The record is from RefSeq and is a predicted model, not a curated record. The coding region runs from base 1 to 1215 and encodes 404 amino acids. The transcript has 6 exons.